This is a messenger RNA of Cataglyphis hispanica, 9659 nucleotides long. RefSeq names its product hemicentin-1-like. The record is from RefSeq and is a predicted model, not a curated record. Gene Ontology annotation, biological process: synapse organization. Gene Ontology annotation, cellular component: neuron projection membrane. The coding region runs from base 3614 to 4396 and encodes 260 amino acids. NCBI's taxonomy places the organism in Eukaryota, Metazoa, Arthropoda, Insecta, Hymenoptera, Formicidae. The transcript has 7 exons.
CGACGGUGAAGUGAAGUGCGCGUUGAAUGAAAUAUCGAGUAAUAGUUUUUUCUCGUUGAUAAUAAUAAUUAUUAUUAAAGGUUGUUCAUCGAUCGCGGAAGCACAAACGGUGUUUGCAUCGCGAGUAUUAAAUAUUUAUAUUUAUAGGAAAAGUGAGAUAUCGCUGACGCUUUUUUCGGGGAUGAUCUGAAAACUAUCGAAACGCGGUUUUCGCGUUUGAGAUUAUUUUACGAACACCUUGGUGGUGACGUGUGAACCCUUUCCCGCGUUUUUACUUUAGUCAUCGAGUGUCCGCCGCCGUUACGUAUAGAUGAAUUUCGGGAGUGUCGAGGAAAAUAACAAUGACUAUCAUCGUCGUAUUCACGUGGAGAGUAAAUAUUUCGCGUUUUAAUGUGUGAUCGAUACGUAAAUCGCGGAGGCUUCGUCGGAUUAUUCCGCGAGCGCCUUGGCGAGUGACGUGUGUGAACCUUUUCCUGCAUUUUUGCAAGUUAUCGAGUGUCCGCCAUUACGCGUAGAUGAAUUCCGGGAGUGUGGAGGAAAGUAUCGGGCACGGUAUCAUCGUCGCGUCCUUUUCACGUCGAGAAUAAGUAUCUCGCUCGAUUGUGUGAUCGAUAUUUGAUCGAUACGUGAAUGGCGGUUAGCGGAGGCUUCCUUUGGCGUCUCUGUUCGACGAGCGUCGUAAUCGUCGUUGCCGUGCGAAUUCUCUGCGUCCGUUAGUUUUCGAAUGACGAUCGUCUCGUACGAUUACGCGAGUGUAAAUAUGACGAACCACUAUCGCAGUUACGGCACCGGCAGUCAUCGCGAAUGAUAAUCGUGUAGCCGCGAAUCGGAAGUGCCGAGAAAAAUUAACGGGCGUGAAAAAGUAUAUCGCGAUCGUAUAUUCGAAUGUAAAGUGCCGCGAGUAAUGGUGAAUAACGUGAUACACGGAUCUCGUCGCGUAUAAAUGUCGUCGGCAGUGCUAAAUAAAAAUAUCGGACGAUUAUACGAGCGCAAGAGUUGCGAACGUAUAACGGUAAGCGAAUUGUCGCGAGAGAAAGUACAAUAUAAAUAUAUCGGGUGUGUCGAAAGUGUGUGAUUACGCGAAAAUAAAUAUGCUGCGAAAGCAUAACAUAAAAUCGCAAAUGGAAAAAAAGCUAGCUCGCGCGAUCGAGUACGUUUUCGCGAUUUAUCCUAAAUCAACCUCGUGGAAUCAUGAAGCAGAAAUAUAAAUUAGCAUCGAUGGAGCAGCAAUAUAUGUACAUGCGACAAAGGCUUGGCAAAAUUGGACGCUACAGAUACGAAAAAGCUUUUUUUUCGGGACAAUAACGGAUCGGAUGGGAUGGAAUCUGAACAGUAAUGAUGAAAGAAAUUCUAUGAGAUUGAAGAGCCAAGAUUAACCGGCUGUUCAUGUUCAUCAUCGCUUCGCGCGUUAAUGGAGCGCAGCCUAUGGAAAGGGAUGCGCUGACACGCUGCCAGCCAAAGACGAAGGUUCCUUGAGACAGGAUUAGAAGGUCGCCUAAAACCCGAGUAAAUUCCUGUCUUCAUCUUAGAUCAAUUAAAUCAUCGACGUAAGCUUCUUGAAGAGGUUCAAUCUUUGCGUACUAAAAUCUGUGUCGCGCACAAAAUCUGUUUCAAUCAUAUAAAUCUGUGAAAAUUGUGAUCUUACACGUGAUAACGGAUUGGCUAAAGAAGAAGAAAAUUGUGGGGAAAAAAAAUCGCUUGAUCAAACACGUAUAAUCGAAGGAUCGCCUGUUGAUAAUAGAUUUAUCCCAUGUCUUGUGAAUUUUUGAAAAGUCGAUUGUCGCGACGUAGAGAUUUCGAAGGCAUCGUAAACGAUGUGCUCGUCGGUGAAUUAAAGCUUGUACCUGAGCCGGUAAUUCAGACAAUCAAUAAUGCCGGGUCGUAAAACUUUGCGCGAGGCACGCAGCAGUGUUUGAUAAAUAAUGCAGUUCUAUCGGGUUGGUCGAUGUUCCGGGGUGUGAAGCAAAAAACGCUGCAUCACCCUUGGUGCUGAGAGAAUCUCGAAACGUGAAUUACAACACGGACAUUGUGUUGUGCGCAUCGAUUUCGUGAAGUUGACUUGGAGUGCUUGAUCCUUACACGAAUCAGAGACGAGGGUUAACAAGGUGUAUUAUUAUCCAGUAUAAGUGAUCGUGUGCACCACACGAGUGUUCGAGGAAGUGCGGAUCUCCUUCGAUUUUCUUUUUUUUUACGAGAUCGAUUUCCGUGACGUCAUUGCAAAACGAUUCGUCGGUAAUAGUAAAUGGUAUAGUGUUGGCAAAUAUUUGUCAGUACUUCAAAAUUGUGUCGUUUAACGUGUGAUAAAGUGUCUCAUCGUCAUUCAGAAUUCAUUGUUUGACGUGAAAAAAAGUGACUUUCCAUAUUGACACACCGAUAUCAAAUAAAAUUCAUAUACGUGUCAGAACGUAAAUCGUGGGAUAUGAGAAAUUAUAAAAAAUCGGAAAAUCGAUCAUUAAUGUAAUAGUUCAGAUACGAAGGCGCUUAAAGUGCAAGCUUCGCGGUAAUUAAUUUUUUGAAUGUGAAUUUAGAAAAGUCAAAAAGAUUGUUUUUCUCUCUUGCGAAAACCAUUACUUGAAUUUGAUGGCGCGUAACUUGUAAAAAUAGAAACAUAGCGAGUAAUUAUCUACGAUAGCUCUAAUUAUCGAAGCAACGAAGAAUUCUUUCGCGAAUAUACGAGUCUUUAAAAUCACGAAAAUAUACGCGAAGAGUGCGCGAAGAAAAAACACGGCGUGUGAAAUUUUCGAGGUCGCUCUAGAUCCGAGAAAGUCAAUCUCCUUUCGCGUUCGUGUUUCAAUUCUAGACGAACCAGAAUACGGGCGGUGCCGUGUGUGCUUCGUUAAACUGACAGUAAUCGUCAACCGCGUGUCACAAACUCGUACGUGGCGUAAAGCGAGUGUUCGCAAAUUAGAUUCCGGCGAUGCACUUACGAUGACGUCGUUUUGUGAUUUGAGCACUCGAGCAUCAACGCACGUGUGAAAAUUGAACUCGUCUUUCACGAGCACGAUUGCGUAUUACUAGAGGAAGAAAAUCGUGAUAAAGAGAAAUUCGAGAAAACCGCAUCUCCAAGUCAGAGUAUCUUGAAAAAAAAAAAAAAUCAGGCAAUUAUUAUCCAUGUAAGAGUAUGACGAUCGUUAUCAAAAUACUUGGACAUUGAUAGAUUUGUCGAUUCAUUCGAAUAUUCCACGAGAAGAAUAUCAUAUAGAAAGAUAUUCCUACAAAAGAGAACAUCGCGUUAUCGAAGACUUGUCUGAAGAGGAGAACAUUCGGGAAAUUUAUACGCGUGUUCGCGGGAAUUUUUUAUACUGGAAUAACGAUAAUCGACCGACAGUCGACGAUUGUUGCCGCGGGGCAAAUGGCAAACCUUAUCGGACUCGACACGUGAUAUAUCGCACGGCGACGAACGAGUGGCGCGAUUGGCUACGAUAGAAUGACGGUGACGUGUACGUCAUUUACGGAUGUUGUUCAGUGCCGGGAUGCUGUAGUGAGUAACUGUUAGUAAAAGCGACGCGAGUGUGACACAACGAGAUCGGUUUCGUCGUCGUCGUCGUCGUCGUUAUUCGCCGGAGAGAGUGAGAACAGAAGCCGGCCAACAUCAUUCAGAGAAAGACUCAGCAUGAAGGAUCAUCGAGGACGAUGGCUGCGCGCCGUGCUGCUUAUAACGUUCCUCUCGCAUCAAACGGCAGAAUGCGCAGCCAAGAACGGGAGAGCGGUGGUGGAGCACCAUCCGUCCUCUUACUGGGAACAACCCUUUAGUCAGCCUUACUUUGACAACACAACAAAGAGGGAGACCACAACCACCGUAGGGCAAUCCGCUUACCUGCACUGUAGGGUGCGCAAUCUUGGCGAUCGCGCGGUUUCAUGGAUCAGGCAACGGGAUUUACAUAUCCUUACCGUUGGCAUUCUAACGUAUACAAACGACCAACGUUUUCAAUCGUUGCAUAGCGAUGGCAGCGACGAGUGGACCCUGAAGAUCAGUUCGCCGCAAGUGCGAGACAGCGGGAUCUAUGAGUGUCAAGUCUCGACGGAACCCAAAAUUAGUCAAGCUUUUAACUUGAGCGUAGUAGUCUCGAAGGCAAAGAUCAACGGCAAUUCAGAGCUCUACAUCAAAAGCGGGAGCGACAUCAAUCUGACCUGCAUCGUGCUGCAAACGCCGGAACCACCAUCCUUCAUCUAUUGGUACAAGGGCGACAGUGUGAUAAACUACAGUCAACGCGGGGGCAUUAGUGUUGUGACCGAGAAACAGACGCGGACGUCACGUCUUCUGAUCAGCAAGGCGCUGCCAACCGAUUCCGGCAAUUACACCUGCGCACCAUCCACAGCCGAGUCAGCCAGCGUCCUCGUCCACGUGCUCAAUGGUGGGGGAGCAUCCGGCGGCCAUGCAGCACGGGAACUCUAGCAACAGCGGUGCGGCCACGAGGACGCUCGCGUUACUCCUGUUGCUCCUGCACGCCGGCUCCUUCGCGAGGUGACUGGUCGAUCACGAGGCGCUGCAGUAAAGAGAAGUACGGCCGAUAAUUUUCACCCAGGCGAGAUUGAGGGAACGACUACGAGGAUGGUGCGAGGUUAGUGAGACGAGAAGGGGAAGGGACGCAUCAUCCGCUCGCAAACCAUCACCUGGACUCUAUAUAAAUCAGCUCCAUCUUCUUUCCGUAUUGCCACGGUCGGGGGGUAGUAAGAGUGCGCGAAGGGAGGCGAACGAGAAAGAAGAUGAUGCGCGGGGACUAAUGGUAAAUAAACCACGCGUAAAUAGUCUGUCGACUUUGCUCUCGCUUCCGAGUGUACGAGUCCAGUUUCGUCCUGUUCGCGGUUUCCUUAAGCAAUCUCUCCCGUGCAAACGCGCGUGUUCGUGUAACUUACGCGGUAAGAUGAUCGCAAUGAUCGUAUAUACUCGUCGGACUUUCCAUCGACUGCGAAGCGAUUAUUGAAGACGACAACUCGUGUAAACUCGACGACGAAGGCGAAAUUCGUGAAGAGAUGCGGCGACGAACGAACUGUUCGCGUGAACGAUUCAACUUGUAGAAUAGCGAGUGUUCGAAGGACCAACGAACCGAACAAUGCGUUUCGACGAGAAACCGUAUGAUUUCUCUCACGUCGAUAUUCGCGACGACGGUAUUAGCAUUUCUUUCCAUUCACGCGUUAGAUUAUAUAUGAAGAUCUAUCGACGAACGCAGCUGUCGCAGAUUCACAGAGGUAAGAAUCAACGUGUUUUCGUCCCGCCUGGUCAGAUGGACCGACCGGCGACCUAGAUACGCUUGGCAAAACCACCGCGGGGAAUUCCAUUCAAUUUCUGGUCGCCGGAUGCGCUAUCGCUUCUUCCUCGAGGAGAACAAAUAUUUUGAGCUUCGUCGGACUUACCCGUGCUCGCGAAAACUUCCGGGUAUGUAUAUACACGUUGCGUGUCAUACGAAUGUCUCGUAAGACAGCGGAUGUGCACUCUGACAUGCUGAAAACUUUGCGUCGACGGCUCUCGGAUGCAAUUUCUUUACGAUCGUUUGGAUCAUCUUUUGUGUAUGUUACAAUCUUAUGUCUGCAGACAAUAGAAUACUAUUUUCGCUAUUACAAUAUUGAGAUGCUAAAGUGCAUAAUUAUUAUUUUACGCACAUAUUAUAUUUUUAUAAAACGAUUAAUUUGGAUUUAUUAUUAUUUAGGGACAGAAAAAAGUAAAUUACGCAGAUUUAAAAAAAAUACAUUAUAAAUUCAUUGACUGAUAAAUAAAGUUGUGAACUUCAACAAAAUCCGAAAAUUCUGAUUUCGAUAAAAAAUUUUACACGCGUAUAGGUAUUGUUUUUUUAGCCGCAACUGAAAAUUUUUUAAUUCUAUCUAAUUACCGCCUCUCUCCUCCAUAUGUGUAGAGUUUCACCAGAAUCCAAAAUUUUCGACGUUUCCUUAUCAGAUUUAUCAGUGAUCUUUUCGUUCGCAUGCUCGGAGUUUCGAAUAAAUAUUUUCCUCGAUCGUUCGUUCCCGCGGUCUAUUACGGACUGGCAAACGGAAUCGGCUACGACAAUAAACGGUUUUCGCGUUUCGCGAGAGACGAAAAAGCCACUGAAGUAUCUCUAAAUUAUGCGGUACGGAUCGCGCGAAACUCGUAGCUUGGCUUGGGUGGACGGGCCGGUCGCAGUUACGCCCGGCGUUCCAUUUGCAUCUCAGAACGCGGAAUUUACGAGCCCGAGGGUCGUCGAUCCAUGCUGUGGUCACGGGACCGUCCGCGUAUCCGUGCGCGCAUAUGAUAGACCCGAUAAGUUAUAUAAGCUCUCUCUCUCUCUCUCUCUCUUCUCUCUCGACAUAUCGUCGUUCGCGAGAGAGAAAUAUCGGCCUGGUCGAUACAGGGUGAGCUGACAUAUAGCUGAUAUAGCUGCGGUCUCGAUUAUGUUAAGGCAGCGCACUUCCGAUCCGCGCGUUUAAUUAUAGAUAUUAGUUUUCUGUGCGACUAUUUUCGCUCGUAAUUGAAUCGAAGCUGCUCAACUUUAUUCUUUUCCAUUUUUUUUUUCUCACACGGCUUUUAUCGCUCAUUUAUGCAUAAUAUGAUUUUUUAAUUAUUGGAUUAUCACGAUUUAAUUUAUGGCAUCUCAUAUAUAUAUAUAUAUAUAUAUAUAUAUAUAUAUAUAUACAUCAAAUUAAUUGCAUUCCAUCAAGAUGUUCGAGAUUGUAUCACGUCGUGCGGGGCGGGCGUGCGGUUAACGCAAUCAGCUGACGCGCCCGGAAUGUUCUUCGAAUAAAGUUCCAACGUUCAGUUGCGGCAUCCGAAUAGCCCGUCGACUUGGGAAAUAUGUCGGUCACAAAAGUGACGAAAAGUCUCCCUCGGAAAAUAGACAAUCGGCGAUGUAAUGUCGCGAUUAUAAUUCGAUGCGCGCGCUAAUGCUUCGAUAGGAUUCCGUUGACUUCAACGGAAUAUAAAGCCCUUAGAUUUUUUGUAAUUUUGAUUAAAUGUAUCUGAAAUCUCUGGGAUACCUUGAUUCGCUCUAUUACCGUUGAGAUUUUCCAUCACCCUGAAUCGAUUUUAUUUUAAUUACCGCAUGUCCGGGUGCGCAUCCAACACGUUUUUAAUCACAUCAAGAUCUCGUGUCACGGGCAUGGAGUUUGCAUGUCGAUCGUAGCGCUAUGUGGACAGAUUGACGUAAAGGUGUGGCUACGAAAGCGAGAAUAGGAUUUCCGAAUUUCCAGCAAUGUGCGUAGACACUCGGAUUCGCGCUCGUUAAGAUAAUGUUAAGCUUUAAGUGAUUAACAAAAGUCGUAUCGUACUGGUCUAUCCGUGUAUACGUCUCCAUAGAUCUCCAAUCGCAGUGGGUCGGUCGUAGCAUAUAAGGAGUUCGAGGCGACGACACGUAGAACGACAUCAUUCCGGAUAAUAAUAUAUUACAUACUAUCUUUAAGAGACUCACAAUGGCAUCGCUCAAAUAAGUGCGCAGAAGAGCUACCGGUAGUCGGAAAAAUCGAGAAUAGAUAAUUUGUUAAUUUUUUUGUAUUUUUUUGAUGAGCGAAUAGAAAAUUAUACAAAUAGUAUCGCGAAGCAUUUCUUAUAUAUUACAUUUGUUGAAAAAAAUAUCGGAUAUCUAGGUUAAAAUAGAUACAACUAUUGACUCUUUUUUUUUGUUUAUUAUGAACGGUUUUGAUUAUAUUUAUGAUAAGCGAGUUCUAUUGUAUUUAUAAACUGGGAUUUGGGGACAGUUUGUAGAUAAGGAUAAUACAUCUCUUAAGAAUACAUUUUCAUUUCUAUCAUUUCUAUAUUUUUAAGAUACAAAAUUAAAUUAACAUAAAAUGACAAUAUAACGUAUGUUUCGUUGAUUUUUCUUACUUCUUGAAAUUUAAAUUUUACUGUUUUUUUCUCUCUUUCUUUUUCUCCUUUUAUACAUAUAUUACAUCAAAUGAAUAAACGUCACACUGACAAUAUAAAAAAAUUGUAGAUAAUGUAAUAAUAAAAAUAAAAAAAAGUGUUCUCGUUUUUGUUUGCUCUAUUUUUCCAUUGGGUAAAAAUCUUCGUGCCGAGUGUCAUUUUAGGAACUUGAUACGCGUCGGAUAUACAUUAUCAUUAUCAGCAGCACGAUCGACCCACAAAUAGCCGUACUGUACAUACCUUUUUAAAUGUAAUGAUAAACGAUCGCUGUAACUCUAUUCGACUAAGAACCACGAUGCAAUUCUUACUAAUUUACACUCUUAGAUCAAUCGAGUGCUUCGUCAGCUAAAACGCAAUCAUUACACGAAACUAUCGUCAUCAAUCAAUUAUCAUCACGGAUAAUCUUGCGAUGAUCAUGGUUUGCCAAAAGAAAUUUUGGGCGCGCCUUUGUACAAGUGAAUUUUCCUAUUAGAGAAGAUAAUAAAUUAAUGAAUAUAUCUGGAAAAUGUCGUAAUAUCAAUUGUUAAAUUUAAUUAAUAUUAAUUGUUCGAUUAUAGCGUUGGAUAAAAUUGAUUAGUAGGCAAAUCGAGACAAAGAAAUUACUUAAUUUUUGUGCGAUUAUCAGAUGAAAGAUUAGAAAGAGAUUUUUGAGGAAAUAGAUUAAUGAAAAUAUAACACAGCCUUGUAAAUAAAAAGUUUAUGUUUUAUGUAUUGCUUGUGUGAACCAGAGGUGCGUAAAAAGGAUACGAAAUCUGUCAUUUAAAUCUUUUUUAAUCUAACAGUUAAUCUUUUAUUCACAUCUUACUUUUCUUUUGAUCAACAAAAGAGCCAAAAGAGAAUUUAUUUCAAAAAUGUUAAAAAAUUAAAAAAAAAAUAAUUUUAUAAUAUUUUUUAAAUAAAUUAUUAUGUUUAAUUUUAAAAAUGUCGCCAGUAAAUAAAUUAAUAAACAAGUGUUUAUACGACCAAACUGACAAUUUAUUGUUUGAUUAUUAUAUCACGACGUUUCGACCAUAUGGUUUUGGUCCUUAUCAAGUGAAAGUUAUAAUUAAAAAGUAGAAAGAGAAAAAUCGAAAUGUCAAACUGACAUUGUGUCAACCACUAUGUUUGGAAUACUGAGAUCGACUUUUUAAAUAAAGUACAAUAGAAAAACUGUGAGACAAUUUUUGACUUUUGCUGGAUCUGACAGAUUACUGACGAAAUUUUGCGCACCUCUAGGGGCGAUCAAGGAGUCUUCGUUUUGACGAACGAGAUGAGAAGGCGCGACGUGGUUGUAUGUUCCUGGAGAAGAGUUCCCGACGAAACGAUCGUCGUCAAUCACAAGAACGAGCUCUGCAAAAUCACCACUACCACCUUGCAUACACACACACACACACACACACACACCCAUCUCCCUCUUUCCAUACUCCUUCUAUCCCGCCACACCAUCCCUCGUGCUUUUUUUAUACGCUAAACGAGAUCUGUCCUCGUUAGUAUUUGUAAAUGGCUUUCGCGUACGCGCGGGUGCCGCUAAUCCUGCUUCUGUAUAUUCCGAAAAAAAUAUAAAAGCGAAGCGGACUCGGAUUGCGGACAGCGAUUAAUUGACUCGCGUCCGAGUCGCGAAUGAACGUGAAGGACUGGUAGCAAGUAAGUUUAACCCGAUUGUACGAGAUCAAUUACUUGUUAGCACACGAGCGAUCAGCGUACGCUCUUAGCGACACUACUCGAACGAUGUUAAACUAACGAACGUUAAUGUAUAUAUAUAUAAACGAGCAGUACUGAUUUAUCGUUUAUGUUGGAUCCAAUUGUACCAGAAUUCCUAAGGCAAUUAAAAGAGAAGAAAUAACGAUUA